Messenger RNA from Alexandromys fortis (reed vole), 4862 nucleotides. It is a transcript of the gene Chrnb1, whose product is annotated as cholinergic receptor nicotinic beta 1 subunit. NCBI's taxonomy places the organism in Eukaryota, Metazoa, Chordata, Mammalia, Rodentia, Cricetidae. The record is from RefSeq and is a predicted model, not a curated record. Gene Ontology annotation, cellular component: neuron projection; postsynaptic membrane; synapse. The transcript is spliced from 11 exons. Gene Ontology annotation, biological process: regulation of membrane potential; monoatomic ion transmembrane transport; signal transduction. Gene Ontology annotation, molecular function: acetylcholine-gated monoatomic cation-selective channel activity; transmembrane signaling receptor activity.
UCCUGGGCGCCUCGUCACUUCCCCUGUCCUGGCGGCCUCGGCCGCUCUCCGGACAAACUCACUUGAGCGAAGCGGCAGGGCCAUGACCUUUGGGGCGCUGCUGCUGCUUCUGGGGGUGCUCGGGGCACCCCUCGCCCCAGGCGCCCGCGGCUCGGAAGCCGAAGGCCGACUGCUUGAGAAACUUUUCUCGGACUAUGAUAACUCGGUGCGGCCGGCGCGGGAGGUGGGAGACCGCGUCGGGGUCAGCAUCGGCCUCACCCUGGCGCAGCUCAUCAGCCUGAACGAGAAGGAUGAAGAAAUGAGCACAAAGGUGUACUUAGACCUGGAGUGGACAGACUACAGGUUAAGCUGGGAUCCUGCAGAACAUGAUGGCAUCGACUCUCUUGGCAUCACCGCUGAAUCCGUGUGGCUCCCUGAUGUGGUGCUAAUGAACAACAACGACGGAAAUUUUGACAUUGCUCUGGACAUUAACGUCGUGGUAUCCUCCGAGGGCUCUGUGCGCUGGCAACCCCCUGGCUUGUAUCGCAGCAGCUGAAGCAUCCAGGUCACCUACUUCCCCUUUGACUGGCAGAAUUGCACCAUGGUGUUUAGUUCCUACAGCUAUGACAGCUCUGAGGUCAGCCUGAAGACAGGCCUGGGUCCUGACGGGCAGGAGAGGCAGGAAAUCUACAUUCAUGAAGGGACCUUCAUUGAGAAUGGCCAAUGGGAGAUUAUCCACAAACCUUCUAGGUUAAUCCAACUUCCAGGAGAUCCUAGAGGAGGGAAGGAAGGACAUCGCGAGGAAGUUAUCUUCUAUCUCAUUAUUCGGCGGAAGCCCCUCUUCUACCUGGUCAACGUCAUUGCCCCGUGUGUCCUCAUCACUCUCCUGGCCAUCUUUGUCUUCUACCUCCCGCCAGAUGCAGGAGAGAAGAUGGGGCUUUCCAUCUUCGCCCUGCUGACCCUUACUGUAUUCCUGCUGCUGCUGGCAGACAAAGUGCCUGAGACCUCCCUGGCAGUCCCCAUCAUUAUCAAGUAUCUCAUGUUUACCAUGAUCCUCGUUACUUUCUCAGUCAUCCUUAGCGUUGUGGUCCUCAACUUGCACCAUCGCUCACCCCACACCCACCAAAUGCCCUUUUGGGUCCGCCAGAUCUUCAUUCACAAGCUCCCACCAUAUCUGGGGCUGAAAAGGCCCAAACCCGAAAGAGACCAACUGCCCGAACCACACCACUCUUUUCCUCCAAGAAGUGGCUGGGACCGAGGAACUGAUGAAUAUUUCAUCCGGAAGCCUCCAAGUGAUUUUCUUUUCCCGAAACUUAACAGGUUUCAGCCUGAAUUAUCUGCCCCGGACCUGCGACGAUUUAUCGAUGGCCCAACCCGUACUGUAGGUCUGCCUCAGGAGCUACGCGAGGUCAUUUCUUCAAUCAGCUACAUAGCCCGACAGCUGCAGGAACAGGAGGACCACGAUGCACUGAAGGAGGACUGGCAGUUUGUGGCUAUGGUUGUGGAUCGUCUUUUCCUCUGGACAUUCAUCGUCUUCACAAGCGUCGGGACCCUGGUCAUUUUCUUAGAUGCCACGUACCAUUUGCCCCCUCCUGAACCUUUUCCUUGAAGACCCGAGGACCUUUUUUUUACCAACAGUGGCAGGAGCUCUCAAGAUGCAACCACUCCUGUAAGAAUCUAGUUUCUAGGAAGGCGCUGAAGUGGGACUAUGGCUAGGAGGCAGGUGCCUUGGACCCACUUGAAAUGCCAUUAUUUAGGAUUUCGUCUGCUGGGUUUUUUGUUUUUGUUAUUUUUGAGACAGAGUCUCACUCUGUGGUCCAGGCUAGCCAGGAACUAUGUAUCCCAGGCUGGCCUCAAACUCCCAGCAAUGUUACUUCCUUAACCUACCAAGUGUUGGGACUACAGGCCUGGUGAGCCAGCACACAUGGGUUUGGAUUCUUGAAGCUACACUGAAUUGUAGCUUGGGUCUCUAAUGAAAUAGAAUUACAAGUCAUAAGUAAUAGAUUGUAAGCCUUUUGAGGACAGGAAAUGUGUUGGCUACUCUGAUGUCCCUAGCUUCUAGCCUAUGAGUGCUUAACAUUCAUUUCAUGAAGAGAGGGGGAAAAUUCUGAAAUAUAUAAAAAUACUGCCUACAAUAGAAUGUUGUAAUUAAUCAUUUUUGUCUUUUUAACUUUCUAUAAUUUAUAUAUUUUUGUAACAUUUGCCACCUUUAGAUUGAAAAGUUAUUUCUUAAAGGUCUGCAUUUGCAAUGAGGAAACAUUAAAAUCAAAACAAAAAAAAUCUUUAAAGUGACUGGGAGGUGGUGGCACACACCUUUAAUCCCAGCACUUGGGAGGCAGAAGCAGGCAGAUCUCAGAGUCUGAGGCCAGCCUGGUCCACAGUGCAAGUUCCAGACCAGCCAGGGCUACACAGGGAAACUUGUUUUGAAAGCAAAACAAAACAAAACAAAAAGAAGAUCCAAGAGUGGUAGUGAAUGCUUGUUAUACCAGAACUUGGAAGUCAGAGGCAAGGGGAUUCAAGGCCAAAGUCUGCUACAUAGUGAAUUUAAGACCAGUCUAGAUUGAGAGAAUGAGUGGAGGGAGGGAGGAAAAAAGGGAGGGAGGGAGGGAGGGAGGGAGGGAGGGAAGGAGGGAGGAAAGAAGGGAGAGAGAGAGAGGGAGAGAGGUCUCAUUUUCUCAUUUAUUUAAGUCAGGCAUAGUGACUCAUACUUAGAAUCCCAGUAUUGGAAGGCUGAGGCAGGAUUGCUGUGGGUUUCACCCCGGUUAGGCUACAGAGCGAGAGCCUGUCUCACACAAACAACCUUAUUCAAGUUCUAAUUUUGGCACACAUACAACUAAACUACUCAGAAUGUUUCUAUAUCUGUAAAAUGAAGCAGAAAGUAGUAUAUGCCCAUAGGGAAUUCAUAUGUCACAGCUUUGAAAUGGUGUUUUAUUUUGUAUUUGUUUUUGUUUUGCCUGUGUUCUUGAGCUUACAAUAUUUAUUGGUUUGUUUUGGAAUAGUUGAAAUUGAAUCUAGGUCCUUGCAAACAAUAGGUAACUACUUACCAACCCUUAUUUUUCCUUCAUUUUUGAGCUCAUGGUUUUGAUAUCGUUGCUUGAGACAACUUUGAACUCUUGAUACUUUCGCCUCUUUUAAGUACUGGGAUCAUGGGCAUAAUCCACCAAGCCUGCUUUGUUUUUAGAAACUGGGUCUUAGUAAGUUGUACAGUCUGGCCGUCAGAUUACUAUACAGCCUUUAACAUUCCAUCUUCUUGCAUUUGGAGUAACUGGGAUUAGAGGUAUGCAUCACCAUGCCCUAUUGGCAGUUUUGUUUUGGUUGUUUUUGAGACAGGGUUUCGCUACGUAGCCCUGGCUAGCCUAGAAUGUAUGUAGUCGAGGUUGGCCUCAAACUCACAGAGAUCCACUUGCUUCUGCUUCCUGAGUGCUGGGAUUAAAGGCGUAUAAUUUUAAAUUUGAAUUAAGGGCUGGAGAGAGAUGAUUCUGAGGUGAAGAACACUGGCUGCUCUUCUAGAGAACCAUGGUUUGAUUCCCACACCCACAUAUGUAACUCUAGUCCCAGGGGAUCCAACACCCUCUUUUCUGGUACAGUACUCCUGUGGUGCACCCACAGGCAAACAAAACACACAUGAAAUUAAAGGAAAAAUAUGGGAAGCUUGGUACCUUUAAAAUGUGUGUAUUUCACAGACAUUGGAUUUCAGGCUCCUCUUGAAAAUGUUUACACAACUCCAGCGAUACUAUACCUGCAGCUGCUGUUGGCGGCAACCCGCUAGGGCUUCUCAGUGGCUGUCCACUCCGGCCAGGGAGCUCUCGCCAGAAUUCCUGGAAGCUCCCAUCUACCCUACCAGCCUUCCUUAUGUUCCCAACCACCCCUGCACAACACAGGAGGAAUACACAGCAGGCAAGACGAAGCCAGUGAGGACACUAGUGGAAGAAGGGCUCUGAUGGCUACGCUACAGUUUCUGCACCCAUGUACCUUCAAACUAGAAAAAGAGUAGGACCUGGUUUAAGGCAAAGGUUAUGCUGGGACUCAGAAGUCUUGAGCCUAGCUCUUGUACUCCUUGAGGAUGUUUCUAGAGGCGGCGGCACUGCAUUCUGAGAAAGUGGCCCAUGAAGCCCAGACUAGUGUGGAAUUCUAUGUGUAGCUGAGGAUGGCCCUGAACUUCUGAUCCUCUUGCGUUCACCUCCCAAGUGCUUGUAUUAGAGGUGCGUGCCACCGUGUUGGACUGAGAAACAAACCCAGGUUUUCCUGCAUGCUAGGCAAGCUCUCAACUGAGCUACAGCCCAGCUCCUGAGUCAAUGUCUCUACCUGGAGGUCAGAUCAAAGUGAGCAAGCUUCUAAGGGCUACACAAUUACAGUGAAACACCUGGAGUUGACAAGCCUCACAUCAACUCAAUUGCUAGACAUCCGUCCUGGGAGGGAGACUAGGCUACAGGUCUCGGGAUCCCUGCCCCCACAGCCACCAGCCACACAAACCACCAAACCUGGCACCCACUGAAAGCGCAGUUCAUUUGUCUUGUUGGUUUAUUGGCCUAGAGAAUUGGAAACACACACAAAUCUGGAGAUAAAUAUUGGUCAGUUUCUCUAAAUCUGGGUCCUCACUACGUACAGAGCUAGAAUUCUAAAUCUUGCGUGCUGUGGUACAGAACCAGUGGCCUUCUCACUCUUGCCCUCUUCCCAGGGAACAUGAGGAAAGAGGGCACACGCUGACAAGACUUGAUCAUUUUCAAAUGACAAAAUCCAAAAUUCACAUAUUGAAACCUAAAACUCACAUAUUGAAACUUUCCAGCUCAAAUACAUAUUGUUAAGUUUCUGCUUUUGCCAUAACUUUGUUGCCAAAUCCUGGGAGCUAUUCUCCUUACCCACAUUAAAAAACAAAAUAAACA